AUGGGCGCGCUCGUGCGGCGGAGGCUUGGCCUCGCGGUGACGCGCGCUGCGGCGUUUGGGCUGCGACGUGCUGUCAACCGCCCAGUUGGCGCCGGCUCGCUCGCUCGCUCGGGAUCUGGCGGGAUCGGCACCGAGGCGAGUCGACAUUGCUCCGAGCACAAUCUCGAGCAGCGCGGUGCUGUCGGGAACGCGCCGGCGGAACACGAACCAGGCAGCCGCUGGCCCCAGGCCGCCUAUCUUGGCCAACACAGCUCACAGGCGGGCAUGAGCGCGUGA
Molecule: messenger RNA, 276 nt
Organism: Emiliania huxleyi CCMP1516
Lineage: Eukaryota; Haptophyta; Isochrysidales; Noelaerhabdaceae
Exons: 2
Coding region: 1-276 (91 amino acids)
Source: RefSeq, a predicted model, not a curated record